Epinephelus lanceolatus (giant grouper) is the source of this 3304-nucleotide messenger RNA. RefSeq names its product RAB24, member RAS oncogene family (gene rab24). The record is from RefSeq and is a predicted model, not a curated record. Gene Ontology annotation, molecular function: GTP binding; GTPase activity. Lineage: Eukaryota; Metazoa; Chordata; Actinopteri; Perciformes; Serranidae.
CUUUGGUUCCCACCCAAACAAACAAAGCUCAGAUGGAGAUUUUCUCCCCCUCACAAACAGCCCUGUCUCCGGUCAGCUGAGUCCCGACACUCCGCUGGACUUGUUCGGAUAAUACCCAGAGACGAUGUCAGCCGGUUACCGUCUCUGUCUUUAACGUCAUCUAGAGGACCGAUCUGUAUUUUGAGUCAUUGCGCAACAGUGGCGGUAACGUUAACCCACCUAACGUUAGCUAGCUGCCGCUCUCAGUAUCCAGGCAGCAGCUGGAGAGAUGACAGUCGGUCUGUCGGUUACCGUCAGGACUCUAAAACAGGUUUGACCGGCCCGGUACGGCUCCUGCUCGGAGGAGGACAGACGGUGAAGAAGAUCUGUUGAGUGAAGCUAGCUAACGUUACCAGCACACAGCACACUUGUACAUCAACCCCCAGCCUCCUCCUCUUCCUCCUAUUUGCUGUGCUGCGGUCUCGUCCCGGGCUUCUCCACACCCUGUUACCAUGAGUGCAAUGCGUGUGGAUGCUAAAGUGGUGAUGCUGGGAAAGGAGAGUGUGGGGAAGACCAGCCUGGUGGAGAGAUAUGUCCACCAUCGCUUCUUGGUCGGCCCGUACCAGAACACUAUCGGUGCUGCUUUUGUUGCCAAACCAAUCCAGGUGGGAGAGAAGGUGAUUACUCUGGGAAUAUGGGACACGGCUGGAUCAGAGCGCUACGAAGCCAUGAGCAGAAUCUACUACAGAGGAGCACGCGCCGCCAUCGUCUGCUACGAUCUGACCGACAGCAGCAGCUUCCAGCGAGCUCGGUUCUGGGUGAAGGAGCUGCAGAACUGAGAAGAACACUGUAAGAUCUACCUGUGUGGAACGAAGAGCGACCUGAUUGAAGGAGAUCGGAGACUGCGCCAGAUCGACUACCACGAUGCUCAGGACUUUGCUGACGAGAUUCAUGCGCAGCAUUUCGAGACCUCCAGUAAAACAGGAAACAACGUGGAUGAGUUGUUCCAGAAAGUUGCCGAGGAUUACAACAGCACUGCCUUCCAGUAUAUGACAGCAGAGGAAACAGGCGUGGACCUGGGCCAGAAGAAGGACUCAUAUUUCUACUCCUGUUGCCAUAACAACUGACGCCAAGCAACAGGAAGAGAAACAGAAGUGGUCACCUUCCCCUCGGCUGAAGUAAAAACCUGAAUAUGCUGGAUGGGCGGUCACAUAACUCAGCUCUGGUCCUGGGAUCUGCUGUUACACCUUGUUAGAUAUGUUUAUUUCUUUUGUGCCAUAAAGAACUAACGGCUGCAAGACUUUAUGGAAGAGGAUCUACUCCUGCUGCAACUGUUACUGGGUGGAGUGGGAUUUAAAAACAACAGCGCUCCUGCUCUCCACCCUGUUAGGUCCCCUCUGUAGCUUCCUCUGGGCUGGACCGUGGAAGUGAACAUACCCUUAAAUCUGCGCUGUUAAACAAUCAGAAGUGAAAAAGAGGGAUCCCGCUGGACUCAGACCGGCUUAGAGAACGUGACUGUUGUAGCAGCGCUUUAGGAGGGUGGAUGGUUUGUUUACAGCAGUUCAUUUUUGUUUACCUCCAACACUAUUUAACCUUGUCAUGGAAAUUGUCUGUUAGUCUUGCACAUCUUCGAUGAAGCCCACAAGAAUGAAGUGAAGCCAACUAGGAUAUAAAGUGUCAAAAAACACACUCCUUUGUUCCCAGUCUUAAUUCAAAUUAAUUCUUAUACCUUUGUAAAUGAAAUGAUACCAAUGAUCUUUAUAAAGGCCUUAUUACCCACAGUAGUAAUGUCAGGACCGUGUGAGUGUCCAACUCUCCAGAGCACUGGCUCUUCAGUGUUUACUACGACAUUAUGGAUGUAUUAAAGGUAUAAUAUGCAGGAUUUUCCUAAAAAAGCAAACCCAAAAAACUAAAUAUAGAUUCAUACAAACGUAAUCCCUCUCAGUCAUCAGCGAUCUAUUUAUUUGGAGACAGGCUGUAUCUUCUUGUUUCCUACAUUCCCGUACAUCCUACAUUAAUAUUCAUGUUGGAGUUCAACUUUGGUGAACUUUGACUGGCCAAUAGCAAAGAAGUAUGUGUGGAGGAGACAUUGAGUAUGUUUACAUACACACUAAUGUUCCAAAUUUGACAAUAUUCUGAAUUUGAUACAGCUCAUGUUAACAGCACAUUAUGUUUAAAUAUAUACGUAAUUAGGCAUUUUUCCAAAUUUAGCAUAUUCAGCUCAGGGGAAACUUUGGUAUUUUUCAACCUGUCUCAUGUUUUUGUGUCUACGUGACUGAUGGCAAGAGUUUACAAACAGUAAACAACAAAUCCUGCAUAGCAUACCUUGAAGAGAGCUGGAUACGGCAUCACUGGUGGUCACUCAUGGUACUGCACCAAGAAAAAAAAAAUCCCCAGUGACCCAAAAGGCAUUUUUCCUAAAAAAUACCAUUAUAAAGGAGAUGUCUAAAAAACUAUUGAAUCUUUGUAUUAUGAAUUUUUAAUCCAGGAAGGUUUUAUAUUUGUAAAACUUGUGAAGCCUGUGGGAUGAGCGGGAACGUGUUGAUGGGACCAGCAGGUAAAGCUGAACCCUUCUUAAUAAGCAUCUUUUGUUCAAAUUAACGGCGGCCAUCUUUGGAGUCCUGUAUCCAAUUCCUGUAAUACAUCCAUAGUGACACCACGAGCAACAUGUCUCUGGUCCGUUAAACUUGUGCAGCAUUAAGCUAUGACUCUGAUUUUAAGGUGGCGGUUACUAAAAUGCCAAGUAAUUAAAUUGCACCGUGUGAGCUCGCUGAAAGAAAAUUUUCGGGACAGUUACUUUUCUACGUUUAAACUCUAAAUGUUCUAUUUUGUAAUUUAAAAUUCAUAGAGCACACAUGGAAAUGUGACUGUUAAAUUUUCUUUCAGUCUCCUGUGGCGGUGAAAUAUUCCUCCGAAGCUCUGAAAGGUUUUAAGACACACUGUUGCAGAAAGUUGUUUAAAGUUCUCCUCGGCUGUGGUGAGAAGAUUUCACCAACACAGCAAAAACAAGAAGCAUUGUGGGUGAAUGUUGUAACAUGGUUCAAACCGUCAUCUCAGUGUCCUCAGAACAAUAUUUACAGUUGUAUUUAACUUAAAGACUCUAAUUUAUUGCCUUUUGAGUUGUGCUGCCAGAAGACACGGGGGAAAUAAAUGGACACAGCGUCAGUUUCCUCCAUGUUGCUGCUUUGACGUGUUGAUGUUUCAUGUGUUGAUAUUUUGAUGCACAAUAUUUUAUACUGAGGGCUGUUUCAGACGGACCAGUGUAAAGUACAGUUAUGUUCUGUCAAAUUAAAAGCUGAAUGUUUCAAAGCUCUGUUAGAUUUUA